Nematostella vectensis (starlet sea anemone) is the source of this 1224-nucleotide messenger RNA. RefSeq names its product ADP-ribosylation factor 4. Gene Ontology annotation, molecular function: GTP binding; GTPase activity. Gene Ontology annotation, cellular component: plasma membrane; cytoplasm. The transcript has 6 exons. NCBI's taxonomy places the organism in Eukaryota, Metazoa, Cnidaria, Anthozoa, Actiniaria, Edwardsiidae. The coding region runs from base 226 to 765 and encodes 179 amino acids. Gene Ontology annotation, biological process: vesicle-mediated transport; intracellular protein transport. The record is from RefSeq and is a predicted model, not a curated record.
GUCCCCAUUACGCAAGUGCGUCGGAACUCUUGACGUGGCUCACUUCUUGUCGCUGAUUUCCACGUCUCGAAACAUAGACAAAAGCGUAAAAAAAUACAACAAAACGGCACCUAAACACACAGAAAGCAAGUAAAUACCGUGGACUAGCAACAACCUUAAUAUUGGCUAUCUUUUAAACAUUCCUGGAGUGGUAUUGGUAGGAAAAUCUCACGCUAGAUAUUAACAAUGGGUCUUACUAUUUCAUCGCUAUUCACCCGGCUUUUCGGCAAAAAGCAAAUGAGGAUAUUGAUGGUCGGUUUGGAUGCUGCAGGGAAGACUACUAUAUUGUACAAACUAAAACUUGGAGAAAUUGUCACAACUAUUCCAACAAUUGGUUUUAAUGUAGAAAGCGUGGAAUAUAAGAACAUCUCUUUUACUGUAUGGGAUGUUGGCGGUCAAGACAAGAUCCGCCCACUCUGGAGACAUUAUUUCCAAAACACACAGGGUCUUAUCUAUGUUGUGGACAGUAAUGACAGGGAGAGAGUGAAUGAGUCAAAGGAAGAAUUAAACAAAAUGUUGCAGGAAGAUGAACUAAAGGAUGCAGUUGUUCUAGUAAUGGCCAACAAACAAGAUUUACCAAAUGCAUUGAGUGUCAGUGAAAUUACAGAGAAGCUUGGUCUUCAGAGCAUUAGAGAUCGCCAAUGGUAUAUCCAAGCGGCUUGUGCAACUCAAGGGACUGGUUUAUAUGAAGGUCUGGACUGGUUGUCGAAUGAGCUAUCCAAGUGAAAAGAGCAAUGCUGUACUGAAUGUUUUUACAUGCAGAUGUCAUUGGGUAACAUGGCGAACAGUCACUAAGAAACUAGCCUGAAAUCAACCUGUCACCAUCUUGUACAGUAGAGGUUUAUUUUGUAUUAUGUGAUCAUGUGAUAGAUAAAAAUCAUUAUUGCAUUUCUUCCAUUUUGUUAUAAAAUGUAAGCUAUACAAAGAGUACCUUAGCAGAAGUUUUGGGGGAAGAAGUGAAGUGGGAAAGAAUAAAUGAAACAGAACAUGUAAACUAUCUCAUUCAAUUAAUUUUAUAUUUCUUAUCUUGGAAAUGCUUUACUGUAGACUAUUUUUUUUGCCAAAUGUUUCUUGUCAAAUGCUGCAUACAAUUAGAAAGGUUGAAAGCUUACAUAGAUUCUGCUUUUUUAGCCAGUUUGUAAUCAUUUGAGGCAAGAAAGAAAGAAUUAAAAUCUGUAUACAACA